UGUUUGUGUUGAAGAAGGUAAUUGAAACCUAUUUUAGCAGCGAAGUUAUUGGUUAUCGCUGUAUACUUUAUAAAUUCUUUCUUUUUUUCAUUACUGUUAGAGACCAAAGAAAAGGUUUUGUUGUUUUUUUUAUUUGGAGAGCUUUUUAUAUUCAAGUAUAUUAUUCUUAUAAUAUGACUAGACACGCAAGAAAUUGUACUGCUGGAGCAGUUUACACGUAUCAUGAGAAGAAAAAGGACAAUAAAGCUGGUGGUUAUGGUACCAUUCAAAACAGAAUUGGUAAGGACUCGGUUAAAGAUUUUGAUUGUUGUUGUUUAACUUUACAACCCUGCCGAAAUCCAGUUGUUACACCAGAUGGAUUCUUAUAUGACAAAGAAGCCGUUUUUGAAUACAUAAUACACCAGAAGAAAGAAAUUGCAAGGCGAAUGAAAGAAUAUGAGAAACAAAAGAUGAAAGAACAAAAAGAAAUGUCAGAUUUAGCCAAAGCUGAAGAAGAAUCUCGCGCCCAGAAAUUCAUCGAAAUGGAAAAAAGCAUCGUCUCCAAGCCAAUAGCAUCAACUUCAUCAGAUUCUGCAUCAACAAGUAGUAUAUCAAAUGUAACCAAUGGAAGAGAAAAAGUUCUGCCAAGUUUCUGGAUUCCUGCUCUCACCCCUGAUGCCGAAAAAGUAAAAAUGAAGAAGCCUGAAAAAUCAGUUCUGUGCCCAAUGAGUGGGAAACCAUUGAAAGCAAAAGAUCUGAUUCCUGUAAAAUUUACAGAAGUGAAAGAUCCAGAAGAGAAAAAAGCCUUGAUAGCAAGAAAGGUUCGUUAUAUGUGUGCUGUAACACAUGAUAUUCUUUCAAAUUCCAUUCCUGCAGCUGUUCUACGUACUUCUGGAAAUGUUGUGACCAUGGAAUGUGUUGAGAAACUUAUCAAAAAAGAUAUGAUUGAUCCAACAAAUGGACAAAAAUUAACAGAUGCUGACAUUAUACCUCUUCAGCGAGGUGGCACUGGUUAUGCCAGCACAAAUGAAAAAUUAGAUGCAAAAAUGAAAAAGCCAGUCAUGAUGGCUUAAUAUUGUAAAAUUAUUAUCACUUUCUGUACAUCUUGUAUUUUUAGCAUUAGAUUUAAUUGUAAAUAUUCUGUUAUGUUCUUAAGAUAAUAGAUUAUCUUAUUUUUAAUUAUAAUUUUUUGUUAUUACUCAUUUUCUAAAAAUAUUAACUUACUGUAAAUGGAUCAGGGAUCUGAUAGCAUAUAUCUAAUCAGAUUUCAAGAUUUUUUGUUUAUUUUAAAAAGAAUAAGGUAUUGAAAAUGAUUAAAUUUAUCUAAAAUGGUUAUAUUAAAGUUAUUAAAUGUGCUAUAUAAGUUGGAUGUAGGAAUUGAAAAUAAAUUUACUAUGUUAAUUUUUUAAUGUCCAUUAUUAAAUUUUUCAAAAUAUAAUUCAGUAAUACAUGUAAUUAGGGUAUAAAGAACAUUGUUAUUUCUCAACAUUGUUUAAAAUGUCUAUUUAUUUAAUAUGAUUACUCUAAAUUUCUAAAUAUUUUCCUCAUUAUAUAUCAUAAUAAUUUUUUGAAUUGAUGUUAAUGCACCAUCAUAAUUAUAUAUUAUUUAAUAAAGUGACAAUAGUAAAACUUAAAUGCCCUUUUUGCAUAUGAAACUUUCUUAUUGGUUGUUAAUAAUGCAUCUAAGUUAUUGUUGUGAGAUUUCAUAUCUCAGUUCAUAAUUUUUUUAUAUAUAAAACUAAGAUUGGGGUAUAAUUAUUUUGAUAUUUAUUAAAUAUUAGUAUGAAUUAGUUUUGAGGGCAUGGAAUUUUUGGAGAAAUAUAUAAAAUUAAAAACUGGUAUCAAAUGUGAUGGACUUCUACUAAUACUUGCAAACUUCUACUAAUAAUAAAAGAGAAUAUAUGUAUAUGUUGUCAAUCUACAAGGCAUACCAAUUGACUUAAAGCUAUCAAAUUUUACACAAGCAUUCUUUGGAGAACAGAAAUUCACAUCUCGGAGCAUUUAAAAAAAAAAAUUAAUUAAAAACUGUGAGAUUUUAAUAUUUUUCUGCAACAAAAAGAUUAUAACACAAAACUUAUUUUUAUAUCGUUUAAAUAAUUGUCUUUUUAACGAUAUCAAUUUACUUGCCAUGCAAUUUUUAUCCUGAAUUUUAAUAAUAUUUUAAAAAUUUUAUUUCAUUACUUUCAAUAAUAGAUUUUAUUGUUGCAAAAAUUCGAAUUAUUUUUAUUGUUUCAUCAAAAUAUUUAAUCAUAUUAUUUUCUUCCAUUAUUAAAAAUUAAGAAAGGUGGAUUCUACUUAUCACAGUUUACAUGAGAAAUGAUAAAAAAAAAACUGCUGUAAUGUUACUUGAAAAGAAAAUUAGCAAUUUAAAAUAAAUUACUCAGUCAAUAGUUUUUAAUGAUAUUAGGAUGAUCAUAGGAAUUCGCCUCUGUUAAACAACUUCUUCCUUUGUUGGGAGAAUCAUAAAACUAUGCAUAAGAUAUUUAAUUUAAAUUAAGUACAGCAAAUAUUCCCAGGGAACCAUUUUGUUACUAAAGAGGUUUAGUAGUAAAUAAAUGGAAAUAUUAUAUAUUUUAAUUUUUUUUUCCAAACUAUGGAAUCUUUUAGUGUAGUAUUUAUGAUAUAUAUUUUUUACUAUAGGCUGUGAUAAUGAAUAAAGAAAUAUACUAGAAGCAGUUAAAAGCCUUAAAAUCAAUCAGAAACUUAAGGAUAUCAUAUAUAUUGACUGGAAAAGAAUAUGUAUUAAUAACAAAGAAAUUAUCUAAACUCUUUGGGUAAACUAACGAAUAUAGUGCAAAAACUAAACUGUAAUUUCUUAUAGGCAAAAAAUUGUUAAAGUACAGCCUGACUGUAGUUGAUAUUUGGUAUGUUUUCUAUUGUUUAGCAUAUAUAUAUUGGCAAAAAAAUUAUUGGUACUGUAUGCUUUAGUUUUACCAACUUUUCAUGUAGAAACUAUUUAUUUUAGUGGAUUUAUUUCUUUUUUAAUAUCAAUAAACAAGUGGUACUUCAAAAAUAAAACAAGGAAUGUGUUUUAAAAGCUGACUUAAGUCAAAAUGACCAUCUGUUGAAUUUUGUCGAGCAUAUCAGCAGCAUAUAACAAAGAGGGAUGAUAUAAUUGCACCUUGUAUUUCUAUAAAAUGAAUAUCUGAAUUGUAUUAUUAAGACUUAACAUAUUUUCUAUCUAAAUCUGAUAUGUUUGUAAGUAACUUAAAGAUAUUAUGAAUAAAUUUUAGGUUGAAAAUCAACCAGGGGAAUCAUGAGUCUUUUAAGUCAUGUGGAAUUUUAAAAAAGAAUUAUUUAAAAAGUAAAGUGUAGGAAAUGGAAA
Molecule: messenger RNA, 3304 nt
Organism: Argiope bruennichi
Lineage: Eukaryota; Metazoa; Arthropoda; Arachnida; Araneae; Araneidae
Product: nitric oxide synthase-interacting protein-like
Exons: 1
Coding region: 174-1052 (292 amino acids)
Cellular component (GO): nucleus
Molecular function (GO): ubiquitin protein ligase activity
Source: RefSeq, a predicted model, not a curated record